This is a messenger RNA of Danio rerio (zebrafish), 2769 nucleotides long. It is a transcript of the gene tardbpb, whose product is annotated as TAR DNA binding protein b. The record is from RefSeq and is marked provisional. Gene Ontology annotation, molecular function: nucleic acid binding; RNA binding; double-stranded DNA binding. Gene Ontology annotation, biological process: RNA splicing. Lineage: Eukaryota; Metazoa; Chordata; Actinopteri; Cypriniformes; Danionidae. Gene Ontology annotation, cellular component: nucleus; mitochondrion; cytoplasm.
GAUUCGAAAAUAGUGUCGCAUGAGUUGUGUGAUACGGAGGAUUAUUGUGUUUAUAUUUUAUACAGAGAUAGCUUUUUGCGUUAUUGUAAUUUGAACAGAAAGGGACGCUUUUGAGGGUCGUUCUUGGUCAGAGUUUUGUUGAGUGGUUCAUUCAUUCACAUUUCUUUUCUGGACGAGGAGCUGCUGGCGGUGCUAACAAAGGAAUAACUGGACCCGAGCAGUUGUUUAUUGCUCGACUGAGGAAAGAUGGCCGAGAUGUACAUUCGAGUUGCGGAGGAGGAGAAUGAGGAGCCGAUGGAGAUCCCGUCAGAGGAUGAUGGCACGGUUUUGCUUUCCACAGUGUCCGCUCAGUUUCCAGGGGCUUGUGGUCUGCGCUUCCGGAGCCCAGUGUCUCAGUGCAUGAGGGGGGUUCGUCUGGUGGACGGCAUUCUGCAUGCACCUGAGAACGGCUGGGGAAACCUAGUCUAUGUGGUUAAUUACCCAAAAGAAACUGUUCUGCCAGAUAAUAAGAGGAAGAUGGAUGAGAUCGAUGCUUCAUCUGCGACCAAGAUCAAGAGAGGAGAUCAGAAGACUUCAGAUCUGAUUGUGCUGGGUCUGCCAUGGAAGACUUCAGAGCAAGACUUAAAAGACUACUUCGGUACAUUUGGGGAAGUCAUCAUGGUGCAGGUCAAGCGGGAUGUGAAGACAGGAAAUUCAAAAGGGUUUGGCUUUGUGAGGUUUGGAGACUGGGAGACUCAGAGUAAGGUGAUGACACAGCGGCACAUGAUUGAUGGCCGGUGGUGCGACUGCAAACUGCCCAACUCAAAGCAAGGUAUAGAUGAACCAAUGAGGAGCCGUAAAGUGUUUGUGGGCCGCUGCACAGAGGACAUGACUGCCGAUGAGCUCCGUCAGUUCUUCAUGCAGUACGGAGAGGUCACAGACGUCUUUAUUCCCAAACCGUUCAGAGCGUUUGCUUUUGUCACCUUUGCAGAUGACCAGGUUGCCGCCGCUUUGUGUGGAGAAGAUCUGAUCAUCAAGGGCGUCAGUGUGCAUAUCUCAAACGCUGAGCCCAAACACAAUAACACUAGGCAGAUGAUGGAGCGGGCAGGGCGCUUUGGGAAUGGGUUCGGAGGUCAGGGUUUUGCAGGCAGCCGAAGCAACAUGGGUGGUGGUGGUGGGGGUAGCUCCAGCAGCUUGGGAAAUUUUGGCAAUUUCAAUCUAAACCCGGCCAUGAUGGCUGCCGCCCAGGCUGCCUUGCAGAGUAGUUGGGGUAUGAUGGGAAUGCUAGCUCAGCAGAAUCAGUCGGGUACUUCAGGCACAAGCACAAGUGGCACCAGUUCCUCUCGAGACCAAGCCCAAACAUAUAGCUCGGCUAACAGCAAUUACGGCAGCAGCUCAGCUGCUCUCGGCUGGGGCACCGGCUCUAACUCGGGCGCUGCCAGUGCUGGCUUUAACUCCAGUUUUGGCUCUAGUAUGGAGUCCAAGUCAUCGGGGUGGGGUAUGUAAGUGCUUUGUGUUUGAAGUGUCGGUAUUCCUAGCGUGUUUUGGUAAGUAUUUUAUUUCGAGAGACUUAUCUCAUCACGUGUGUUUGGGAGUGGGGAUGGGUGAAAAGAGGGAGUCUGGGGACGAAACAAAGAAAAAAAGAAUGUUUUGUACACUGAAUGGGAUUUGAGUUAGUGUUUGAAGUGAGAUGUUAACAAGGGUGCUAUGUUAAUGUACCAUCUUUGAUGUUUAGUUUUUUUCUCCCCAAUGUUGUAUUGUCUUGACUGAUGCAAACAAAAGCAUUUCAACUGGAUUCUUAUAAUGCAUGUUCAAUCUGUGAAAAUGCAUGAGUUGCAUCAUUUAAUAGUACAAAUCAAGAAAAGAAACCUGCAUUGGAAAGAAUCUGGUUGAAACCUGAACAUGUAUAUUAUUGUAAGUUCAGCUUUAUUUCAGUCCAGUUGUUUGGAAAUCCUUUAAAACAAGCCUUCAUCAACAUCUCUUCUGCAGUUGACAUCUGUGGGGUUUGCCUGGGAAGAGCGCCCUCUAUGGCAGCACAGUGUGGCUGAGGUCAUUAUGUCACCUUCCUCCCCAUGUCUAAAUGCUCUCAUCGCACGGCUCGAUGACACGGUGGGUGUCUUCUUUUUUAAUCCACUUUUUAAAACAAGAAGUGCGCAAGAAAGUGACCUUUUUUUAAAAAAAAACAACCCUUGAGUGCGAUUGGUGAUGGCGAAGAGUGAGAAGGCUGCGAGUGAGCGAAGAAAGUGUGGAGCGCACGAACGAAAAGACUUGCGAGUGCAAUGAACGAGCCCAAAUGUGACUGCAGUGGUGAGCGUGUGAAUGAGAGCUGCUGAUUCUUCCCAGCUUCCCCCUUAAUUGAGCCCAAAUUGAUGGACAUUUAGUUCAUGUGUACUUAAAGAGAUAUAUUUAAUUUGUUUUUUGGUCACCCUAGAUCCCCAUUUUGCUUUUUCUCCUUUAGUAUACUGACAAUGUGCUUAUAUAGUUAGUGGAAUGUUGUGAUGAUGAUGAUGCAUACUUUGUCUUGCUUCUAUAAUCCCAUCUGAAUGCUGUAUGGUGUGUGUGCUUUAUUUCCUUGUAACUUGACCUGUAAGUGUGAACUUUGAUGUGGAUGACAUCUUCAGUGGACACUGAGGGGGAAAACAUGAGUGAUGGUGUAAGUGCGAACUGUAUGUUGAGUGCUGUGGAUGUCUGUGGAGUUUCCCUCUAGAUUACGUCGCUCAGUGUUUUCAGAGGCAUUUUAUAUGACUUGUCAAAUGAAGGGAGUGCUUCAAUAAAACUAAUUUGAAUAGA